AUGGCAGCAUCAACUUCCAGGCCCACUGUCGUCCAGCUCGUGUCCAGAGACCGCGCAGUCGCCACGUCGGUUUCAAUUUCCAGUACUACCAUCGACCAGCUUCUUUUCGCAGAGAAACCAGAUGUUCCAUAUCCUUCUGGAUCCGAGAAACUCUAUCACGCCGUUGAGAUGGCGGAGCGAUACGCCUACGACGAUUCCGCACCACAUAUCCCACAGAAUCUUCGAGGCGCUACCCCCAAUCAACUCAAGACUGACGGAAAGCUUCGUUUGUAUGCUAAAGAACAAGGCUUUAUCGUUUCCAUCAACCCUCGGCUUACACAUGGCAUGGUACUAUUCAUGAAAGGACACAUUCAAGUCUUUGCCAUAGUGCCCAUGAUAUUUCUCCGCCAAGGUUCAGCCUUUAGAACCCUUGCUGACAAGACGGCCGACAAUGUUCCUUUGUUGGAGGCACCAGUCAUAGACUUGAAACCCCAGCAGGCCGACAAUCUGUUUGAUCAGACAGUCCGGACACUUUGGAAUCUCACCUCGCAGCCAGAGUCACUGCGAAAGCUUCGAGAGCUUCUUAUGCCCGAAGAAGACAUUGUUGGGUAUUUCACCACGCCCAGAGACAAUGUCGACUCUAUCACCAAUGCUCUUCUCCCAGAAGUUCGGGAAGUUCUGCAGUCUGGUGAAUUCUCUUUGAGAGACCUUACCGACCUUCGACAUUAUUCCGCGGACUGGCCAAGCAACCAAGCUAGUUGUAUCUAUCUCAGAAUUUACAUUAAGCGAAACGACAGACCUGGACCCUACUCAGACACGUCGCAAGCGGACAUUAACGGAAAUGUUGGCAUGUACUUUGGGCAAACUCGUAACCUCCGAAAUCGACUCUAUGCAUACGAACGCACAAUGGUUCCCGGGAGCCGAAGUCCUCAUAUGAUGUUUGCCCUGAAGUGUUCUCCAGAAGACCGCCAUACGAUUCCAAUUAUGAUUUGGGAGGAUGGAGAUGUUUCAUCACACAUUCUUAAAAUGGCAGAGCAAACUAUGAUCCUUCUACUGAGGUCGUAUCAGCGAUACCUUUUCGUUCCAGAUGACCACAUGUCUUCAGGCCAAGUGGUGAACUCACGAUGCGCAAAACUGCUUGCCUCUUUCCAGAGAAGAGCCGCUUCUACAACAGGUUGGCCACUCAUCAAUGGUCGAGGUUUGAAUACGGCAAGCCCGAUUUUUGAAACUUACAGAUCAAAUUGUCCGUUUCUAUCCAUCCCUAUGGCUCCUGGGAAUCCAAAUGCCAGAUCCUUCACUAGCUACCGCAUCCGACGAACACUGGUGUACUCGAUCGGCAUGGCUCAGGUUCAGUUGUAUUUCCACAGCCACUAUAGCGAUACGGACACGAGGAAGCAGGUAUUCUUUUCCAGAGUCAAGAACAACACGCUCAACGCUCAACGACCCAGGUAUGGCUAUCUUGUGUUUGAGAUCAUGGAUGACGACAAACCACAUCCUCGCCCUUACAUGGGUGUACCUUCUGUCGGACCGUUCAAGAACUUCAACCAAGCAUCGAGCUUUGGAGUGCAUCUGGAAUGGUUUAAUAAAUCCUCUGGAAGAUGGUGUAAAGUCGCCUUAGCAAAAGGUCCAUACAUCGAUCUAGCCAGACUUGCCAGAACAGGCGACGUGGAAGCUUGCUUGAAGCCAUAUCGAGAUGGCAUGAUGAUCAUCCAAGCUCUUAGAGGCAUAGACUACACAGGGCUAUUGGAUGGCUUCCCUAGGAGAGUUACCAUUGCGAGCCAAGACAUCUCAGUCAUGAAGACCAACCACUUACUCCAAGAAUACCGCUUAGAGCGCCAGGUCCGAGUCUCGAGUCCUGUCCCAGCCAGAUCAGAUUGGCAACAGAACUAUAACCUCAUGGUUCGACAGUUCUCUUGUGAUGUGACUCGAGUUCUUGUUCAAGCACCUACAGCAGAUGAUCCAGUCAUGAUAUACACUAAUGCUGAUGCUCGAAGCUCUGGACAAUUGGUUAAGGCAGGGAGACGGCGCAAUUGCGAUACCUGUACGCUUGCUUCUGCACGUCGCGGCUAUAUCAGCGUGUGUGAGCCUGAUCCAUCACAUCCCCAUGGGUGCUGUAAAGCUUGCUCUCUUUUCAACCGUCCUUGCACUUUUACUGCUCUGAGUCAACACCCACGUCUUUUCGGCAACCGGCAGCCCUCGAGACAUGUGAACUACGGCUUGUCUGUGUAUCCUGACGGACCUUUCCGGUGGCUCAUCUAUCGUCGCGAUUUAUCCAACGAGGAGCUCGAUGCGGAUGAUCUUGUGCCGGAGCCGUUUGAAGAGAGAUUCGGGGUUUCCGAGGAGGAUGAGGACGUUGAGGCUGCUGAGAGAGAUGAGGCUCAGGGGGAGGUACCUGAGUCAAAUGAGGAAUGA
This is a messenger RNA of Fusarium subglutinans, 2391 nucleotides long. RefSeq lists its product as uncharacterized. Lineage: Eukaryota; Fungi; Ascomycota; Sordariomycetes; Hypocreales; Nectriaceae. The record is from RefSeq and is a predicted model, not a curated record. The coding region runs from base 1 to 2391 and encodes 796 amino acids. The transcript has 2 exons.